Drosophila novamexicana is the source of this 1004-nucleotide messenger RNA. Its product is annotated as NIF3-like protein 1. Gene Ontology annotation, cellular component: cytoplasm; mitochondrion. The transcript is spliced from 2 exons. Lineage: Eukaryota; Metazoa; Arthropoda; Insecta; Diptera; Drosophilidae. The record is from RefSeq and is a predicted model, not a curated record. The coding region runs from base 61 to 939 and encodes 292 amino acids.
AAGAAAUGCAGCUGCAGAUGAAAUUAAUGUGUUAAUAUAUAUAUACAAGUUUGGUUUUGAAUGUUACGUUGUGUGGGCAGUGUGAGAAGGAGCAUGGGAACCUUAUGUGGACAGAAACUUGACCAAGUGGUCAAACAGCUGGAGAGCUUUGCGCCCGCAGCCCUGGCCGAGAAAUGGGACAACGUGGGCCUCUUGAUCGAGCCAAGCAAAGAUAAACACAUUGAGCGAAUACUGCUGACCAAUGAUCUCACCGAGCCGGUGAUGAGCGAAGCUCUGGAAAAGAAGGCGGAUCUGAUUAUCAGCUAUCACCCACCAAUUUUCAAGGCGCUCACACGCAUCACCAUGGCCAACUGGAAGGAGCGAAUUGUGGCCACGUGUUUGGUUAACUCUGUGGCACUGUAUUCGCCGCACACUGCCUGGGACAAGGUGCCGGGCGGGGUGAACGAUUGGCUGGCCAAGGCCGUAGACAUUCAGGGUAUUAAGCCCUUGAUUCCAGAACCAGGUGCGGAGCCGGGCACUGGUUCGGGGCGUUUGAUAGAGACCAACAUGCCCAUUUCGCAGCUGGUGCAUGCUCUGCAGGACCACAUUGAGAAUAGCGUGCACGUGGCCUUUGCCGUCGGGCAUCAUUCGAAGACUUUUGUGAAGACUGUCGGCAUCUGCGCCGGCGCCGGCAGCUCAUUGUUAAGGGGCGUGCAGGCAGAUCUUAUGAUAACUGGCGAGAUGUCACAUCACGAAUUGCUGGAGUUUAAUCACAAUGGCACCACGGUGCUACUUUGUAACCACAGCAACUCGGAACGAGGCUUCCUGCGCGAAUUUAAGCCCAUACUAGAGGAGCGCUUGCAAGGCACAUGCGAGGUGUUGUUAUCAGAGAAGGACAAAGAUCCACUGCACACAGUAUUUAGAGGUAGCUCGCAGGCAGUACAACAAGUUAAGCAAUAGUCAUCAAACUGGAUAAGGAUUGCAUUUGGAGCAGUGUAUACAAUAAAACAAAAAGGAAACUUAUU